Messenger RNA from Balaenoptera ricei (Rice's whale), 4276 nucleotides. It is a transcript of the gene GABBR1, whose product is annotated as gamma-aminobutyric acid type B receptor subunit 1. Bases 102 to 2993 code for a protein of 963 amino acids. Gene Ontology annotation, molecular function: G protein-coupled GABA receptor activity. Gene Ontology annotation, cellular component: membrane; G protein-coupled receptor heterodimeric complex. The record is from RefSeq and is a predicted model, not a curated record. Gene Ontology annotation, biological process: G protein-coupled receptor signaling pathway; gamma-aminobutyric acid signaling pathway. The transcript is spliced from 23 exons. Lineage: Eukaryota; Metazoa; Chordata; Mammalia; Artiodactyla; Balaenopteridae.
CUUUCCCCGGUCCCCGGCGCCGCCUCCUUCCCUCCCGGCUCCCCGCUCCCGCGGCCGCCGCCGCCCCGGGGAAGGAGAGACGGGGGUGGGGUUUGGGGGAGAUGCUGCUGCUGCUGCUGCUGCCGCUGGCGCCACUCUUCCUCCGCCCCCCGGGCGCGGGCGGGGCGCAGACCCCCAACGCCACCUCGGAAGGUUGCCAGAUCAUACACCCGCCCUGGGAAGGCGGCAUCAGGUACAGGGGCCUGACUCGAGACCAGGUGAAGGCUAUCAACUUCCUGCCCGUGGACUAUGAGAUUGAGUAUGUGUGCCGGGGGGAGCGCGAGGUCGUGGGGCCCAAGGUCCGCAAGUGCCUGGCCAACGGCUCCUGGACAGAUAUGGACACACCCAGCCGCUGUGUCCGAAUCUGCUCCAAGUCUUAUUUGACCCUGGAAAAUGGGAAGGUUUUCCUGACGGGUGGGGACCUCCCAGCUCUGGACGGAGCCCGGGUGGAUUUCCGGUGUGACUCCGACUUCCAUCUGGUGGGCAGCUCCCGGAGCAUCUGUAGUCAGGGCCAGUGGAGCACCCCCAAGCCCCACUGCCAGGUGAAUCGAACGCCACACUCAGAACGGCGCGCGGUGUACAUCGGGGCGCUGUUUCCCAUGAGCGGGGGCUGGCCGGGGGGCCAGGCCUGCCAGCCCGCGGUGGAGAUGGCGCUGGAGGACGUGAAUAGCCGCAGGGACAUCCUGCCGGACUAUGAGCUCAAGCUCAUCCACCACGACAGCAAGUGUGACCCAGGCCAAGCCACCAAGUACCUGUACGAGCUGCUCUACAAUGACCCUAUCAAGAUCAUCCUCAUGCCUGGCUGCAGCUCCGUGUCCACGCUCGUGGCUGAGGCUGCCAGGAUGUGGAACCUCAUCGUGCUUUCCUAUGGCUCCAGUUCACCGGCCCUGUCAAACCGGCAACGCUUUCCUACGUUCUUCCGAACUCAUCCGUCAGCCACACUCCACAAUCCUACCCGGGUGAAACUCUUCGAAAAGUGGGGCUGGAAGAAGAUCGCCACCAUCCAGCAGACCACUGAGGUCUUCACCUCGACUCUGGAUGACCUGGAGGAACGGGUAAAGGAGGCUGGAAUCGAGAUUACUUUCCGUCAGAGUUUCUUCUCAGAUCCAGCUGUGCCCGUCAAAAACCUUAAGCGCCAAGACGCCCGGAUCAUCGUGGGACUUUUCUAUGAGACCGAAGCCCGGAAAGUUUUUUGUGAGGUAUACAAGGAGCGGCUCUUCGGGAAGAAGUACGUCUGGUUCCUCAUUGGGUGGUAUGCCGACAAUUGGUUCAAGAUCUAUGACCCGUCCAUCAACUGCACAGUGGACGAGAUGACCGAGGCGGUGGAGGGCCACAUCACCACUGAGAUUGUCAUGCUGAACCCUGCCAACACCCGCAGCAUUUCCAACAUGACGUCCCAGGAGUUUGUGGAGAAACUGACCAAACGACUAAAAAGACACCCUGAGGAGACGGGAGGCUUCCAGGAGGCACCACUGGCCUAUGAUGCCAUCUGGGCCUUGGCAUUGGCCCUGAACAAGACGUCUGGAGGGGGUGGCCGUUCGGGGGUGCGCCUGGAAGACUUCAACUACAACAACCAGACCAUAACAGACCAAAUCUACCGGGCAAUGAACUCCUCGUCCUUCGAGGGUGUUUCCGGCCAUGUGGUGUUUGAUGCCAGUGGCUCUCGGAUGGCGUGGACGCUCAUCGAGCAGCUGCAGGGUGGCAGCUACAAGAAGAUUGGCUAUUAUGACAGCACCAAGGAUGACCUUUCCUGGUCCAAAACGGAUAAGUGGAUUGGAGGGUCCCCCCCAGCUGACCAGACCUUGGUCAUCAAGACGUUCCGCUUCCUGUCACAGAAACUCUUUAUCUCCGUAUCCGUUCUCUCCAGCCUGGGCAUUGUCCUAGCUGUUGUCUGUCUGUCCUUUAACAUCUAUAACUCCCAUGUCCGUUAUAUCCAGAACUCACAGCCCAACCUGAAUAAUCUGACUGCUGUGGGCUGCUCUCUGGCGUUAGCUGCCGUCUUCCCCCUCGGGCUGGAUGGUUACCACAUCGGGAGAAGCCAGUUCCCCUUCGUCUGCCAGGCCCGCCUCUGGCUCCUGGGUCUGGGCUUUAGCCUGGGCUACGGCUCCAUGUUCACCAAGAUCUGGUGGGUCCACACGGUCUUCACAAAGAAGGAGGAGAAGAAGGAGUGGAGGAAGACCCUGGAGCCCUGGAAGCUGUAUGCCACGGUGGGCCUGCUGGUGGGCAUGGACGUCCUCACCCUCGCCAUCUGGCAGAUCGUGGACCCUUUGCACCGGACCAUUGAGACUUUUGCCAAGGAGGAACCGAAGGAAGAUAUUGACGUGUCUAUUUUGCCCCAGCUGGAGCACUGCAGCUCCAAGAAGAUGAAUACGUGGCUUGGCAUUUUCUAUGGCUACAAGGGGCUCCUGCUGCUGCUGGGUAUCUUUCUUGCUUAUGAGACCAAGAGCGUGUCCACCGAGAAGAUCAACGACCACCGGGCUGUGGGCAUGGCCAUCUACAAUGUGGCGGUCCUGUGCCUCAUCACGGCUCCGGUCACCAUGAUCCUGUCCAGCCAGCAGGAUGCGGCCUUCGCCUUUGCCUCUCUCGCCAUAGUUUUCUCCUCCUAUAUCACCCUGGUUGUGCUCUUCGUGCCCAAGAUGCGCAGGCUGAUCACCCGAGGGGAGUGGCAGUCAGAGGCGCAGGACACCAUGAAGACGGGGUCCUCGACCAACAACAACGAGGAGGAGAAGUCCCGGCUGUUGGAGAAGGAGAACCGUGAACUGGAGAAGAUCAUCGCUGAGAAAGAGGAGCGCGUCUCUGAACUGCGCCAUCAGCUCCAGUCCCGGCAGCAGCUCCGCUCCCGGCGUCACCCUCCGACACCCCCAGACCCCUCGGGGGCCCUGCCCAGGGGGCCCCCUGAACCCCCCGACCGGCUUAGCUGUGAUGGGAGUCGAGUCCACUUGCUUUACAAGUGAGGGCGGUGUAAGCGGGGACAGGCCAGUAGGCGGAGGGAGAGGGAGAAGGGGAGGGCGGUUGGGAGGAAGCAGGGGAUACCAACCCCAGGUGGGAAGAACACUACUCCAUCCCAUCUCUUGUAAAUACCUGCCCCUCUGCAAGUCCCGGGGUUUUCUGGGUCUCCAGUACUCCCGGAGCCAGGCCCUGUUCUCUCUCAUUCGUUCGUAUAAUUUGCUAUCUCUACUUCAUAAUCUAGUUUGUACCUGGCUUGAAGCUUCUCACUCACUGGCUCCUCAGUGGCCUCACUACAUACACCCUUUUCUUUUCCUCUGUCUCGUUGCCACGGCAACCCCACAGCUCCCUUGCCUUUGUGCUCUGCUCCCAUCCAGCAGGGGUCUCCCCAAAGUGCUCCCUCUACCCUAACAGGGCCUGGCCAUUUCUCUCACCAUCCUAAUCGCCUUCCAACCCACUUGCCCCUCCACACAUCCACAAGUUUUGUUCCUCUCGAAUUUUGCUUCUCCAGGGCACUCAUUCUUCUUGCCAAGGCUCACAUGCUCCUCCUCUCUGCCAGACACACACGUACCCUCCCCUCCCCUGCUCGUUCCCACUGCACAGGCUCCUGUGUGCACAUGCGUUUCACAUGCGCUUUCUCCACCCUUCCUGUGGCCGCAUAUGCUCCAUUGUAUUCCCUUCCCUCACGGCUGUGUGUGCCCCUCUCAUGGUCAUGGGUGUGUCCUUGUGAGGGCGUGUGUGGGUGGGCGUGUGCCAUUUGUCUAGCAUGUCUUCCCUAUGUGCACACAUGCAAGCUUAUCCGUGCACUUUCCCUGUGUGCCCUCAUGGUGCCUUGCGUACCCUCUUCUUUCUGCACCUUAAAAUCAUUCUGUUCUUCUAACAGAGUCAUAUGCACCCACCCUGCACACUGCUACACACUUUUCCCCAGUUCAUGUUUGGCGUGGCUGUCCACAUCCUCUCUGUGUCACACCUGGUUUCUGCUCACACUCUCCAGCCUCUCCUUUGUGCUCAUGGACCACCCUCGGUCCACACUCACAAUCAUCCUCUCCCAAGAGUGUUCCCUUUGGUUUUGUGUUUUUCUGGGGGAAAGAAAGGAGAAGAAAUGGGGGCAGGUUUGGGGAGCUGCUUCCAGUGGAUAUUCAGUGAGAAUCCUGACCAAAGGAAGGCACUCCUGACUGUUGAGAUGGAAGAUGGUCCUAUGGGGCGGAAAGUGGCGUCCCUUUUGCACUGUGGUGUCUCUUGGGGAAGGAGCUCCCCAAAUCUCAAUAAACCAGUGAACGGAGUGACUCAG